GUGGUCAGGCCAUUAAAAAAAAUAGAUAUAUAUUAUAUAACAUGAGUCUGUAAGUUCUAUCCAUCGAAAUUGCCCCAAAAUUGGGCGUGCCAGUUCAGAUGGCCGAUGAGCAGAAGCUGAACACCUUCAUGAAGCGCUAUGGCGUAGAGAAGGAGGUAGCUCGUCGGUAUUUAAGCUCCAACAACUGGUCUCUGGAGGUGGCCAGUAAUAGCUACGAGUCCGAGAUGCAAACAGAGAAAUCCAAAACCACAGAAGUUCAGGAAAGACCAACCACACAGGAGGAUAGCCAAAGGGACCUCCAAUCACUAAUAAGUCAACAUUCCCGUAAGCGGGAGGUUGACCAAACUGGCUACCAGGCUGGCACUUCGAAUGACUCCAACUCGGACAAUGAACCCACCGUGGAAAAGCAUGUGGCCAUCGGCAACUCCACACCCGCCCUGACCACCAUCGACAGCGAUCGGAGUUUGCGAAUCUGGGGCCAUGGUGUGCCUCUGGGCAGUGCUCACCCCUUCAAUCCGCCGCCAGCGCGUCGGCCAGGCGAGGACUCGGACAACGAGAACACCGAAGAUGAGCAUACCAUAGUGGUGUUACACCUCUGGUCCGAGGGUUUCUCCCUAGAUGAUGGGUCCCUCAGGCUCUAUACCCUGCCCGAGAACGAACGCUUCCUACGCGCUGUUCUCCGUGGAGAUUACCCCGAAGAGAUGCUGGACCAUAACCCCCGGCUACAGCUCAGCGUUCAGAAUCACACAAAUGAAUCCUUUCGCAACCUAUCGCGAAAGCAGUUUAUGGGGCCAGGUCGAUCCCUGAGCAGUCCCACUCCCCGGAUUGCUGUAGGUGGCACCUCGCAGGUGCAGUUGCCAGUUGCGGUGCAAGUCAACGAGGGAGCAGCCAUUACUGUCGUUCAGCUAAGACUUGCCGACGGAAGCCGCGUAACUGGACGCUUUAAUCUCACCCACAACAUAGGAGAUUUGUAUCGAUAUGUACGACUGGCCAGGCCACAGUAUUCCUCGAGGAACUUUGUCCUGAUGACGGCCUUUCCCCGCCAAGAGCUCCUCGAGACGGACACACGCAGCUUGGUGCAGGCCAAUCUGUGCAAUGUGGUGGUCAUACAGCACCUGAACGAUGACCAGGCAACGCAGCUAUCCAGUGAUAAUUCCGAGCUUAUACCGAAAUCAAAGUCUAUCUAGGAAUGGGGUUACUCUUAGGAUGUUUAGGUGUUUGAAAAAGUGAAAUAAAAAUUUAAUAUAUGCCAUUUAAGACAUUUUAA
Messenger RNA from Drosophila serrata, 1267 nucleotides. RefSeq names its product UBX domain-containing protein 2B. Gene Ontology annotation, molecular function: ubiquitin binding. Gene Ontology annotation, biological process: proteasome-mediated ubiquitin-dependent protein catabolic process; nuclear membrane reassembly; Golgi organization. Lineage: Eukaryota; Metazoa; Arthropoda; Insecta; Diptera; Drosophilidae. Gene Ontology annotation, cellular component: nucleus; cytosol. The record is from RefSeq and is a predicted model, not a curated record.